Molecule: messenger RNA, 551 nt
Organism: Epinephelus lanceolatus (giant grouper)
Lineage: Eukaryota; Metazoa; Chordata; Actinopteri; Perciformes; Serranidae
Product: ictacalcin-like
Cellular component (GO): cytoplasm
Molecular function (GO): calcium ion binding; calcium-dependent protein binding; transition metal ion binding
Source: RefSeq, a predicted model, not a curated record
UGUGGUGAUGUAUAAAGCAUACUGGCAUACUUUUCUUCAUCAGUAGCCCACAGCUUUUCACCAGUCUUCCUCCGGUCUCCUCAGAUCUCUACAAAUCAGCUUUGCUAUCAUCAUGUCGAACCUCCAGAUGGCUUUAUGCAACCUCAUUGCCACCUUUGAUCAAUACGCCAAGAAGGAUGGGGACAACAAAAGCCUGACUAAGGCAGAGGUGAAAGAUCUGCUCAAGAGUGAAUUGGGAGAGCUGCUGGGGAAAGCCAAUGACCAGGCAGCAAUGGACAGCGUCUUCACGGCAAUGGACAUAAACCAGGACGAAACUGUGAACUUUGAAGAGUUUAUCAUCAUGUUUGCAGGUCUUGCUACGGUCUUACACAACACUGUCACCAGUUCAUAGGGAUCCAAGCGUCACCUUGGGGCCAGCAUCGAGAGGCACCUCCCCGUGAAAGAGAUCUCAUGAUAGCUGUUUUGAAGAAGAAAUAAAUAUUUACUACUAUUCACUAACAUUAAGACAUGAAACAUGAUCUCACACAAUGAAAUAAACUUUCUUCAAAACA